Messenger RNA from Xyrauchen texanus (razorback sucker), 4548 nucleotides. RefSeq names its product UDP-N-acetylglucosamine--peptide N-acetylglucosaminyltransferase 110 kDa subunit. The record is from RefSeq and is a predicted model, not a curated record. Gene Ontology annotation, molecular function: protein N-acetylglucosaminyltransferase activity; protein binding. The coding region runs from base 363 to 3503 and encodes 1046 amino acids. NCBI's taxonomy places the organism in Eukaryota, Metazoa, Chordata, Actinopteri, Cypriniformes, Catostomidae. Gene Ontology annotation, biological process: protein O-linked glycosylation. The transcript is spliced from 22 exons.
UGCUAAUGCUAGCACGAGUACCGCAAUGGUGUUAGUGUCGAACUUAAAUUUGCCUAUUUUACAAGUAAUAUAGACCUGGGUUCAAGAUUUACAUAUACAUAAAUUCCUCUGGCAAGUAAAGCCGAGAAGAACAUUCUUAAAUGUGUUUUUUGUGCGUCAGAUUCCGUGAAUACUACUGUAGUGUGUUCGCCUAGCAGCAGAAGGACCGCAGACUGCUAACCGAAGACUUCAGCGUUAACGACUGUUUUCGGUAUAAAAUCAGCAUAUAGUUUUAAAAGUUUUUGACCUUUAUAUUUUACGCCUUUUCUUAUAACGUCGCACUGUCAGCCGCUGCACAGGAGUCCGUAAAGAGUGAAGGAGAGAUGGCGAGCUCGGUGGGGAACGUGGCUGACAGCACAGAACCAACCAAACGUAUGCUUUCCUUCCAAGGGUUGGCAGAGCUGGCGCAUCGUGAAUAUCAGUCAGGAGAUUUUGAGGCAGCAGAACGCCACUGUAUGCAGCUGUGGAGGCAGGAGCCGGAUAAUACUGGCGUCCUGCUGCUGCUCUCAUCUAUCCACUUCCAGUGUCGCAGGCUUGACAGGUCAGCCCACUUCAGCACUCUGGCCAUUAAGCAGAACCCCAUGCUGGCUGAGGCCUAUUCCAACCUGGGCAAUGUCUACAAGGAGCGGGGGCAACUACAGGAGGCCAUUGAGCACUACCGUCAUGCUCUCCGUCUUAAACCGGAUUUCAUCGAUGGAUAUAUCAACCUGGCAGCAGCGCUGGUCGCGGCAGGUGACAUGGAGGGAGCAGUCCAGGCUUACGUGUCUGCUCUCCAGUACAAUCCUGAUCUGUAUUGUGUACGCAGUGACUUGGGUAACCUCCUUAAAGCGCUCGGGCGCCUUGAAGAGGCAAAGGGUUGUUACCUGAAGGCAAUCGAAACUCAGCCCAACUUUGCUGUGGCGUGGAGUAACCUGGGCUGUGUGUUCAAUGCUCAGGGAGAGAUCUGGCUGGCCAUACAUCAUUUUGAGAAGGCAGUGACAUUGGAUCCUAACUUUCUAGAUGCUUACAUCAACUUGGGCAAUGUUCUGAAAGAGGCUCGUAUCUUUGACAGAGCUGUUGCUGGUUACCUGCGUGCCCUCAGCCUGAGUCCUAACCAUGCUGUUGUCCAUGGUAACCUGGCUUGUGUGUACUAUGAGCAGGGUUUGAUUGACUUGGCCAUUGACACCUACAGACGUGCCAUCGAGCUACAGCCACACUUUCCUGAUGCAUACUGCAAUCUUGCUAAUGCCCUGAAGGAAAAGGGGAAUGUUUCUGAAGCUGAAGACUGCUACAACACAGCCCUGCGUCUGUGCCCCACCCAUGCUGACUCCCUUAACAAUCUGGCCAACAUCAAGCGUGAACAGGGCAACAUUGAGGAGGCUGUGCAGCUCUACAGGAAAGCUCUGGAGGUGUUCCCAGAGUUUGCUGCUGCCCAUUCAAACCUUGCCAGUGUCUUGCAGCAGCAGGGGAAACUUCAAGAAGCUCUCAUGCACUAUAAGGAGGCCAUCAGAAUCAGCCCGACAUUUGCCGAUGCCUACUCCAACAUGGGCAACACUCUUAAAGAGAUGCAGGACAUUCAGGGAGCCCUGCAGUGCUACACUCGUGCCAUUCAGAUCAACCCUGCUUUUGCUGAUGCUCAUAGUAACUUGGCUUCUAUACACAAGGAUUCUGGGAACAUUCCUGAGGCUAUUGCAUCUUACCGCACUGCCCUGAAACUCAAACCUGACUUUCCUGAUGCUUACUGUAACCUGGCUCACUGUCUACAAAUUGUGUGUGACUGGACCGACUAUGACGAGCGUAUGAAGAAGCUUGUGAGCAUUGUGGCAGACCAACUGGAUAAGAACAGGCUGCCAUCUGUGCACCCCCAUCACAGCAUGCUGUACCCCCUCUCCCACAGUUUCCGUAAGGCCAUAGCUGAGAGACAUGGGAACCUCUGUUUGGAUAAGAUCAAUGCUCUGCAUAAACCUGCCUAUGAGCAUCCAAAGGACCUGAAGGUCAGUGGAGGACGUCUGCGUGUGGGCUACAUUAGCUCCGAUUUUGGCAACCAUCCUACAUCCCAUCUGAUGCAGUCCAUCCCUGGAAUGCACAACUCUGAGAAGUUUGAGGUGUUUUGCUACGCCCUCAGCCCUGAUGACAGCACCAACUUCAGAGUCAAAGUCAUGGCAGAGUCUCACCACUUUAUUGACCUCUCACAGAUCCCUUGCAAUGGAAAAGCAGCAGACAGGAUCCACCAAGAUGGAGUCCACAUACUGGUCAACAUGAAUGGUUAUACUAAAGGAGCACGCAAUGAACUGUUUGCGUUGCGCCCAGCUCCCAUUCAGGCUAUGUGGCUUGGGUACCCAGGCACCAGUGGAGCUCCGUUCAUGGACUACAUCAUCAGUGAUAAGGAGACGUCUCCUAUUGAGGUUGCUGAGCAAUACUCUGAAAAACUAGCCUACAUGCCAAACACUUUCUUCAUUGGAGAUCAUGCUAACAUGUUUCCUCACCUCAAGAAAAAGGCAGUUAUUGACUUCAAGUCAAAUGGACACAUUUUUGACAAUCGCAUUGUGCUGAAUGGUAUAGAUCUGAAAGCCUUCUUGGAAAGUCUACCAGACGUCAAAGUUGUGAAGAUGGAGUGUGACGGUCAGGAGACAGCUGACAGUAAUGGCUCCCUCUCCAUGCCCGUCAUCCCAAUGAACUCAGCUGCUGAAGCCAUCAUUAACAUGAUCAACCAAGGCCAGAUCCAGGUCACUAUCAACGGCUUUACAGUCAGCAACGGCCUGGCCACCACGCAGAUCAACAAUAAGGCAGCAACAGGAGAAGAGGUUCCGAGAACAAUCGUGGUGACCACCCGCUCGCAGUAUGGCCUACCUGAAGACUCCAUUGUCUAUUGCAACUACAACCAGCUCUAUAAGAUCGACCCUCCUACACUGCAGAUGUGGGCCAAUAUCCUGAAGCGUGUGCCCAACAGUGUGCUCUGGCUGCUGCGCUUCCCUGCAGUGGGUGAGCCCAACAUCCAGCAGUACGCUCAGAACAUGGGCCUGCCUGCUUCUCGCAUUAUCUUCUCUCCUGUAGCUCCCAAAGAGGAGCAUGUGAGGCGCGGGCAGUUAGCAGAUGUGUGCCUGGACACCCCGCUCUGUAACGGCCACACCACAGGCAUGGAUGUUCUGUGGGCUGGUACUCCAAUGGUCACUAUGCCAGGAGAGACACUGGCUUCUCGUGUAGCUGCCUCUCAGCUGACCUGUCUUGGCUGUCUUGAACUGAUAGCCCAUAGUCGUCAGGAGUAUGAAGAUGUUGCUGUCAAGCUUGGCACUGAUAUGGAAUACCUGAAGAAAAUACGCACCCGCGUGUGGAAGCAACGCAUCUGCAGCCCACUCUUUAACACCAAACAGUACACCAUGGACCUGGAGAAGCUUUACCUGCAGAUGUGGGAACAUCAUGUUGCCGGAGGCAAACCUGACCACCUCGUCAAAAUGCAGUCUCUGGAGACCAGCGAGAGCACCUAAAUUAAGCUCAAAGGUUGCAUGCCCCUCCAUCCUCAUUAACCUACAAGCCCCACCCCCUUACGUUCUCCAGGAUGUGUCAAUCACAAAGACUCUAUUGAGAAUAAGAGAGCACCUAUUUAUCCCAGUCAGCUUUAGUUUCCAUGAGCCAGAGUGGACCGCAGGAUACAGAGUUGCUCCACUGAGACUCUGCUCCCCUUCUUAUCGUACCCUAAAUAAAUCGAUGUUGGUUGGCUCUACUGGUUUCUGCAUCUGCUUGGAAUUCCAAAGGAUGAGGACACCCUCAUUCUGUAAUUGAAGUGGUCUUUUUGAAAAUCACAUUGGAUGAUGGGGCCUUUCUUAAAGGAAAAUAGAAAUAUAACAGUUAAAUAACAUCCUGUAACACAGAGAUAAGUUUUUUAGUUAAGAGGAUUUGCUGCUUGACCUAUUUUAGCUUUCUCAUCAUAUCCUAAAGGGUGACAGAUGCAAAGCUCAGCUCUCUUUUCCCUAAUGAAUGCCAACAUUGUUUUCCAAAUGCUAUCAAUAGAAAAUAAUGAAUCCUGCUUUCCUUUUUUUAUAUGCUAUGUGAACAAGCUAAACAGUGGAGUGACUUAUUACACUGACAAAUGGCCUGAACCUGCUAUUGACUCCUGAUGAAUUUUCUUGAUUUUUUUUAUUGUUUUACCAGGAAUGGUCUAGGUAAGUAUGUUCUAAGCUUCUUUUUGUUUUGUACACUGUCUUGCUGAUAACUCAUUUUAUUUAUGCCCUGUCUUUGUCAUUUUUGCAAGGCUCUUUACAUUAACUGAAAUAAAGAGAUGUGGCAAAUCUUUCAGAGAGUUGCACAUGCUUGGCUACAGUUUUCCCAUUUACUCUUCAAAUCCUUUCAGGAACGAACACAUUCGUUUUGGAACUAUCUCUGGUAAAAUACUGGUGAAUUGUGAUCUGUAUUGCUUUUUUGUUGUGCAGGGUGUCUGUUCUUGUUGCUCGCUGAACUGUCAUUUGCGUUGUAAAUUUGAUUGCUGUGUUCAGAAUAAAGUGCUAAAGAUGUUUCUACACUUGUGUUGUAGGG